GCCCAGCCCAGUUACUAUUUUCAUCUCAAUUCAAUUUUGAUUACAAUGGAGAUAACCCUAGCCUUCGACGUUGUUUUCGCAGCUACCUCUCCGUCGACAUCUCCGUUGUUGUUGGUUCUAGUUCUUCGCCGUUGUGGAGUGUCUUCAUCGCCAUUUUCGCUCCCUCCAUUGGUUCUCUCCUCUUGUAUCUGAGUCGCUGCUACCUCUCCGAAACCUAUCCCUGUCGUUAUCCGAAUUCCUGUCAGAAGCUGAAGCUGAAGUAGAGAAGUUGUGGCGGAGGAGGUGGGAAAAAGGUUGUUGUAUUGUUGUGUGGCGGUGAUGAGAGUGUGGGGUAUAGGACGAUGGCGGAAGAAGAAACCACCGGCGACUGUGACUGUGCGUGGCAGAGACGAUCUGCUCAAUCUGAUGAAAAUCAACUUCACCCCAUACCAUUUUGCUUAGGUAGAACUACUACCUCAACAACUACUUAUGUAGUUGAAAAUUUUAACCCAAACAAUAAUAAGUCUGUUAUAAACUACACUUAUGAUACUCAGGCUUUUACUAGGGCAUGGCAGAAAGCAUGCUCUACCAAAGGAAGAGUAAUUUUGGUGGUUCCAAAAGAGAAAAAGUAUCACCUCAAGCCUAUAAAAUUCGGUGGUCCAUGCCAAUUCGAGCAACUUAAUUUUGAAAUUCUUGGAACAAUAGUUGCAUCUAAUGAGCAAUCAGAUUAUGGUGAAUAUGGUAGUCGAUGGCUCAUUUUUGACAAUGUCAAAAAUUUACUAGUCCAAGGUGGUGGUACCUUAGAUGGCUAUGGUGAUAUAUGGUGGAACAAACCAUGCAAAAUGAACAAAUCUCAACUGUGUAAACAAGCGCCAACGGCUAUAACUUUUCAUAAUUGUGAGAAUUUGGUAGUGAGAAACUUAAAAGUACGAAAUGCACAACAAACACAUAUAUCAUUUAAUCAUUGUAGAAACGUUAAAGCUUCACAUCUAACAAUAAGUGCAUCAGAAAAUAGUCCCAGUACUAAUGGAAUAUAUGUUUCACAUACUGAAGAUAUUAACAUCUCACAUUCUGUUAUUGGAACUGGUCAGUAUACAUUUUUAUUUAUAUUAUUAUUAUUAAAUUUAAUUUUAUUAUUUAUUUUUAUUGCGAUUCAGUUUAAAUAUGAGAAAAACUAUAUUAUAAAUUCUUCAGGUGCGGACUGCAUCUCAAUUAAGAGUGGAACUAAAAAAGUAAGAGCUUCAGAUAUAACUUGUGGACCAGGUUAUGGGAUAAGCAUUGGAGACUUGGGUUCGGGAAACUCUGAAGCUCAUGUUACAGACGUGAUUGUAGAUAGAGCUAAUUUUUAUGAAACUAAAUUUGGAGUUAGAAUAAAAACUGUUCAGGGUGGUUCAGGAAGUGCAAGCAAUAUCAGAUUUAAAAAUAUUCAAAUGAAUAAUGUUGAGAACCCCAUUGUAAUAGAACAAAACUACUGUGACCAAAGUAAAAAGCUUUGCAAACAACAGGGCUCAUCAUCAUCGGCAGUUCAAGUUAGUAAAGUGUCUUUUGAAAACAUUAAGGGUACAAGUGUAACCAAAGAAGCUAUUAAAUUGGACUGCAGUGAGAGUUUUCCUUGCAAAGACAUUAAAAUGGAAAAUGUUCACUUCACAUACUAUAAAAACCAAGGCCAUACCAAAGCUGUGUGCCAAAAUGUCGAAUUCACUCGUUUUAGAGAUAUUAUUCCAAGCUGUGAUUCUGAUACCAUUGACCACCGAAAGCCUCAGCCACAGACACAGCCAAAGCCUCAACUGAAGCCUCAACCUCAACCGCCUCAGCCUAAGCCUCAGCCUAAGCCUAAGCCUCGAUCUCAACCAAAGCCAAGGCCUGUGCCAGUUCAAAAACGAGGAGUUAUUAAUGUUGAUGAUUUUGGAGCAAAAGGAAGGGGCCAAGAUGACACGAUGGCAUUUGAGAAGGCAUGGCAGAAGGCUUGUUCAUCUAAUGUUCCUAUUGUACUAGUGGUGCCUUCUCAAAACACCUAUCUUGUUAAGCCAAUUGUGUUCCGCGGUCCAUGCAAAUCCAAAGUUACAGUUCAGAUUGAUGGGACUAUAGAAGCACCCUCCGAUCCAUCAGACUACAAUGGACACGAAAGCAACUGGCUUAUGUUUGAAAAUAUUAAUGAUUUAGUAGUCCAAGGUGGUGGAACCAUUAACGGUAAUGGAAAUUCUUGGUGGAAGCUCUCCUGCAACAUUGAUACAUCACUCCCAUGCAAGCCAGCACCAACCGGUUUAACUUUUUCAAAUUGUAACAACUUGGUGGUGAGAGAUUUACAUGUAAAAGACUGCCAACAAAUGCAAGUCAUGUUUGUGAAUUGCAACACAGUCAUGGCUUUCAAUCUCACAGUCACUGCACCAGGCGAUAGUCCCAACACUGAUGGAAUCCAUGUAACACGUUGUGAGAACGUGGACAUCUCUAACUCUGUCAUUGGAACAGGUGAUGAUUGCAUAUCUAUUGUGAGUGGAUCCCGAAAUGUUACAGCCACAGACAUAACCUGUGGACCUGGUCACGGAAUCAGUAUUGGAAGUUUGGGAGCUGGACAUGCAGAAGCUCAUGUUUCUGAUAUAUUCGUCCGCAGAGCUAAAUUUUACGAAACCACUAAUGGAGUUCGAAUUAAAACUUGGCAGGGAGGUAGAGGAGAUGCAAGGAAUAUUAAAUUCCAAGACAUAGAGAUGCAUAAUGUGCAGAACCCAAUCAUAAUCGAUCAAAAUUAUUGUGAUCGCCGUAGAAUGGUCUGCAAACAAGAGGAAUCUACGGUUCAAGUGAGUGAUGUGUUGUACCAAAACAUUAAAGGUACAAGUGCCACUCAAGUUGCCAUAAUGUUCGAUUGUAGUCAGAGUCAUGAAUGUGAAAAUAUUAUAUUACAAGAUGUCGAGCUACAACUACCCCAACAUAGAGCACAUGCUGAAGCUUUGUGCAACAAUGUGGACCUCACUCAUAUUGGACGUGUUACUCCUCUGUGUCCAAAUUAGGAUUAUUAGUCAUUAAUUUUAUUUUUUUAUUCGUUUGUAUCUUAGUUUUCAUUUGGUUCUUUAUUUUUGAACACAUGAUCGAACUAAUACCAAAAUGAACUUGUGUAACUAUUUUUUGUUAAAUGUUAAUAUCAGUUAUGAUCCCUAAACUAUAAAA
Cannabis sativa is the source of this 3141-nucleotide messenger RNA. RefSeq lists its product as uncharacterized. NCBI's taxonomy places the organism in Eukaryota, Viridiplantae, Streptophyta, Magnoliopsida, Rosales, Cannabaceae. Gene Ontology annotation, biological process: pectin catabolic process; anther dehiscence; fruit dehiscence. The transcript is spliced from 16 exons. Gene Ontology annotation, molecular function: polygalacturonase activity. Bases 342 to 2984 code for a protein of 880 amino acids. The record is from RefSeq and is a predicted model, not a curated record.